AUGGAGAGGUUGCGAUAUAUCCUUUCAUGCAUGAAAUCCGUUACUUACUCCGUCUGUAAGACGGUAGAUUUGAAAUACCAGGAGCAGUUUGGAUUUAAACUUAAUGAAACAACAUGUGAAAAAAUUUUAGACUAUUUAUACGCACCCAAGGACUCGUCAAGCUUGGCAGUCACAAGAAUAUUGUUUGGUCUGUCUAUGAUGUUUGAUAUCCCUGAUGAACGAGGAGGGUCCAUCAUAGACAAGCGAUGGGGCGACCCAAAUAUAUGUCACUUCCCUCUGAUUCCGUUCAUAACGGCAAUUCCCAUGCCCUACAUGGCCGUUAUUUACGCCAUGCUCUGGAUUGGUGCCCUCGGUAUCGCCCUGGGUUAUAAGUACCAUGUAAGCGCCUCGCUGUUUACUCUCUGCUACUGGUACUUGUUUCUUAUAGAGAAGAGUUUCUGGAACAAUCACAGCUACCUGUUCGGUGUCGUCAGCUUGUUGUUAACCUUCACGCAGGCCAACUCCCACUGGUCCGUCGACGCUUAUUUAAAUCCUACGAUACUAAAGACGACGGUCCCAUAUUGGAACUAUUUUAUUCUGAAAUACCAGUUCUUUAUCUUGUACUUCAUGGCUGGUAUGAAGAAAGGCACCGCGGAGUGGCUGACUGGUUAUUCGGUUCAGAACCUCAGCGAGCAUUGGGUAUUUACACCUUUCAAAUUAUUCCUAUCGGUCCCACAGACCGAUUACUUCAUAGUUCACUGGUUCGUGUUUUCGUUUGAUCUGACUGUGGCCGUGUGGAUGAUGUGGGCGCCGUCAAGAAACAUCGCUAUGUUGUUUUGUUCUCUGUUCCAUCUCAUGAACAGUCGACUAUUCAGGAUAGGAAUGUUUCCAUGGGUUUGUUUAGCUACAAUGCCAUUAUUCUAUCCUUUUGAUUGGCCCAGAACAAUAAUCGGGUAUCUGGACAAUAUAAAAUCAAAGUUAUUAAAACUGAGCUGCAUGGUGUUAUACAAAAAUGUGGAUUUCAAAUUGACUCUUAAAGAUAAUGAUGACAGUAAAACAAAAACCAAUCAGGAACAGCCUGAAACUGAGGAUGUAUCAGUGCUUAAUGAUGGUGAUAGCCCGAGCAAAGAAAUGCUUACAACAAAUGAUGGCUUCAAUGAGGGUACAGAUGAGAAAAUAGAAGAAAACAAGACUUCGGUUAAUAAACAUGACGGAAGAUAUCUAACAUUGAUUUUUGUGAUGUUCCACGUUGUAUCACAGGCGAUUCUCCCCUACUCUCACUUUAUUACUAAAGGAUAUAAUAACUGGACGAAAGGUCUCUAUGGAUAUUCCUGGGAUAUGAUGGUACAUACAUGGGAUCUGGAGACAGUUGUGAUAAAAGUCGUGGACAAUACCAACAACAGAGAAUUUUACAUUGAUCCAUACAUAAACUCGCCUAAUGAUCGUUGGACGAGACACGGAGAUAUGGUCCACCAAUAUGCCAGAUGUCUUAAUGAGAAGCUGAGCGCGAGGAGCCGGCAAGGAGGAGGUCAUAGCGAGUUGAAUAUAUCCAUCUUUAUGGAUAUAUGGUGUUCCUUAAACGGAAGAUUCACACAGAGAAUGUUCGAUCCCAAGGUUGACCUGUUGAAGGUUUCUUGGUCCCCCUUCAAACCUGUUUCCUUCCUAAUGCCGUUGCUUGACGAAGCUUUGGACUGGAGGGGUACAUUGCAGGAUAUAAAAACCGAUGUGCAUUCGUGGAAUAAUUACAGUGAUGUUAUUUUUUCUGCUGACUUUCCAGGUUACGAUCAAGAAAAGUAUAUACCUUCAGAUCUCAGCAAUAUAACAUUAACAAUUUUAAAUGGUUCCGUCGCGUAUGAGCCCGAGGUGACGUCAGGAGGGCACUCGUAUAAAUUGUCUAGAGGGGACCACAUACAUUUAAAUCCAGACACAUUCCAUAGAGUUAUAAAUAUAGGAGACACUCCAGCAUACUAUAUGUACACGUUCGCUAAUACUUCGGAAAUAUUAAAUAUUGUCCCCCCUAAGCCCAAAUUGCCUGUUUACCAGGAGUUACACAGACGGAUAAAUAAUAUGAUAAAAUUUUUCAAGCUUGUUAUAUCUAAACUGUUUGAAGUAUUCUUAAAUAUGGAACGUUAUUUAUUGUGAAGAAUUUAUAAUACAUAUAUGCAGAUAACAAUUUAAGUGUUAUUAACAAACGUGCAGUCAUUAUUGAGCCUUUGUUUUUGAUACAACAGGUAACGAGGGGACA
This is a messenger RNA of Danaus plexippus (monarch butterfly), 2224 nucleotides long. RefSeq names its product vitamin K-dependent gamma-carboxylase. The record is from RefSeq and is a predicted model, not a curated record. The transcript has 9 exons. Lineage: Eukaryota; Metazoa; Arthropoda; Insecta; Lepidoptera; Nymphalidae. Gene Ontology annotation, biological process: peptidyl-glutamic acid carboxylation. The coding region runs from base 1 to 2121 and encodes 706 amino acids. Gene Ontology annotation, molecular function: vitamin binding; gamma-glutamyl carboxylase activity.